Molecule: messenger RNA, 1546 nt
Organism: Glycine soja
Lineage: Eukaryota; Viridiplantae; Streptophyta; Magnoliopsida; Fabales; Fabaceae
Product: protein ALTERED XYLOGLUCAN 4-like
Exons: 2
Coding region: 97-1365 (422 amino acids)
Cellular component (GO): Golgi apparatus
Molecular function (GO): O-acetyltransferase activity
Source: RefSeq, a predicted model, not a curated record
CAAGAGAAAUCCAAAUCCUAUUGACACGUGUUUUACGUGAGGAGAUGCUAGGAGAAAAAACGAAGGACUGAGAGAACUAAGAGAUUGGAUUGUAAGAUGAAUAGUAAGAGAUUUACCAAUCUUCUUCCUUCUUCUUCUGUUUCCUAUGCUCUCCCACCCAUUGUUCUUCUUGCCUUUUGCAUUUUCUUUUACUAUCUCUCAGUUACUUCAUCACCAGAAAAUCACCUUCCCCAUUCCAUCCCCAUCACCAACCACUCUUCUCUUACUGCUCCUACGCCUAGGUCUCCAGUUUAUGAGAAGCCAUGUGACUACUCCGAUGGCAAAUGGGUCCGUACAAAAAGAGGCCCUUUGUAUAAUGGAACAACCUGUGUUAAGAUGAAAAAAAACCAGAAUUGCAUCGCCAAUGGAAGGCCUGAUCUGGGGUACCUUUUCUGGAGAUGGAAACCAAGUGAAUGCCAUCUUCCAAGGUUUGAACCCAACAUUUUUCUCCAACUCAUUAGCAACAAGCAUGUAGCUUUUGUUGGUGACUCUGUGUGCAGGAACCACAUAGAGUCCCUUCUUUGCAUGUUAGCCACCGUCAUAAAACCGAACCGUGUCCGCCACGAAGGUUCCCGUCGGUGGCUCAUACCUUCUCACAACGCAAUCUUGUCCUUCUAUUGGUCCCCAUUUCUUGUGCAAGGUGUUCAAAGACAAAUCAAGGGACCACACUAUAAUACAAUUCAUUUGGAUCGUGUUAACAUUAGGUGGGAAAAGGAUUUGGAUGAAAUGGACAUGAUUGUGUUGUCUUUUGGGCAUUGGUUUAUGGCUCCUUCAGUUUACUACGAGGGUGAAAAAGUCAUAGGAUGCUUGAACCAUCCUGUUUCUAAUUGCACCACCGAGAUUGGUUUUUAUGGUCCAAUAAGAAGAGCUUUGAGAACUGCUCUUAAUAGCAUAAUUGAGAGGAAGGUUAUUAAAGGAAAUGGAGUGGAUGUAAUUUUGAGAACAUACGCGCCUUCUCAUUUUGAAGGUGAUUGGGAUAAGGGAGGUAGUUGUGCAAAGACUAAGCCUUAUGGUGUUUGGGAGAGACAACUUGAAGGGAAAGAUGCUGAGAUCAGAAGGAUUGAGUUGGAAGAAGUGGAAAAUGCUAAGGCUAAAGCCAAAAACUUUAGAGGGUUUAGGAUGGAGGUAAUGGAUGUAACAAAAUUAGCUUUGUUAAGACCAGAUGGUCAUCCUGGUGCUUAUAUGAAUCCUUUUCCAUUCGCUAAUGGGGUUCCAAAGCGUGUGCAGAGUGAUUGUGUUCAUUGGUGUUUGCCAGGACCUAUAGACACAUGGAGUGAGAUUUUUCUCCAGAUGUUGGAAAACAUGGCACGAGCAGCCAAGGAGUGAAGAGUGAAGCAUUCUUCAUAUCCGUUAAUUCAUUUGCAAUAAUUUUUUCGCCACACAUGUGAUGUGUUGCGUCAAAACUAGAAAGAGUAUUUUGUUAUUUUGUUUGUGUGUAGGUUGGCUAAUGUACCCUACUUAUUUUUUUUUUAUAAGAAAUAAGUUAACAAAUUUUAACAUCAACUAA